Molecule: messenger RNA, 3492 nt
Organism: Hevea brasiliensis (rubber tree)
Lineage: Eukaryota; Viridiplantae; Streptophyta; Magnoliopsida; Malpighiales; Euphorbiaceae
Product: mannosylglycoprotein endo-beta-mannosidase
Exons: 12
Coding region: 188-3109 (973 amino acids)
Biological process (GO): carbohydrate metabolic process
Molecular function (GO): hydrolase activity, hydrolyzing O-glycosyl compounds
Source: RefSeq, a predicted model, not a curated record
GGUAACACCCAUGGAAAUUUCCGUCGUUAGAAGCAAACGGACACAGCCCAGGUGUCUUUCUUAAAUGGCCCGACCCUAUGUUUUCGCUUGCCAGUUCACUACAGCCAAACACAAUUAUACAACAGCCAAACAAGUAGCAGUGGUUUUCUUCAAUCUUCGCAGCGACUUAUAAUUGGAAUUUUCAGUAAUGGCGAAGAUUGGCAAGAUAGUGCUUGACUCUGGGUGGCUUGCGGCCAGAUCAACGGAGGUGCAACUCACUGGGACGCAACUAACAACCACUCAUCCUCCUAGUGGGUCUACCUCGCCUUGGAUGGAAGCUGAUGUCCCCGGAACUGUUUUGGGAACCCUUGUAAAGAACAAAGUGGUGCCUGAUCCUUUCUACGGAUUGGAAAACGAAACAAUCAUAGAUAUAGCUGAUUCUGGGAGGGAGUAUUAUACAUUUUGGUUCUUCACCACUUUUGAGCGUAAGCUGUCAGGAAAUCAACACCUGGUGCUGAAUUUUCGUGCAAUCAAUUACUCUGCUGAAGUAUAUUUAAAUGGACACCAGAAGGUGUUGCCAAAAGGGAUGUUUCGAAGACAUUCUCUUGAUGUUACUGAUAUUCUAAAUCCUGAAGGUCAAAAUUUGCUGGCUGUUCUUGUUCAUCCUCCAGAUCAUCCUGGGAAAAUUCCUCCUGAGGGGGGGCAGGGCGGUGAUCAUGAGAUUGGAAAAGAUGUUGCUACACAAUACGUUCAGGGUUGGGAUUGGAUAGCUCCUAUAAGGGAUAGGAACACUGGCAUAUGGGAUGAGGUAUCAAUUUAUGUUACUGGGCCAGUGAAAAUUAUAGAUCCCCAUUUAGUUUCAACAUUUUUUGAUGGAUACAAGAGGGUAUAUUUGCAUGCUACAACUGAGUUGGAAAACAAAGGUGCCUGGGUUGCUGAAUGUAAUUUGAAUAUCCAAGUAUCAUUAGAGCUUGAAGGAAGCAUUUGCUUAGUUGAGCAUCUUCAGACACAACAUGUGUCAAUCCCAGCUGGAAAAAGUGUUCAAUAUACAUUUCCUGAGCUUUUUUUCUACAAGCCCAAUUUAUGGUGGCCAAAUGGUAUGGGAAAGCAAUCCAUGUAUAAUGUUAUUAUUACUGUUGAUGUGGGGGAAUAUGGGGAGUCUGACUCAUGGAGCCAUCUGUUUGGAUUCCGUAAAAUUGAGAGCUACAUUGAUAGCAGAACUGGUGGGAGGUUGUUCAAGGUCAAUGGGCAGCCUAUUUUUAUUCGUGGUGGUAAUUGGAUAUUGUCAGAUGGGUUACUGCGGCUUUCCAAAAAACGUUACAGAACAGACAUAAAGUUCCAUGCAGAUAUGAAUUUUAACAUGAUCCGGUGCUGGGGUGGUGGAUUAGCUGAGAGGCCAGAAUUCUAUCAUUACUGUGACAUUUAUGGUUUACUGGUAUGGCAAGAGUUCUGGAUUACUGGAGAUGUUGAUGGAAGAGGUGUACCAGUAUCAAAUCCAGAUGGUCCACUUGACCAUGACCUUUUUCUGCUAUGUGCUAGAGACACUGUCAAGCUUCUCAGAAACCAUCCUAGUCUUGCUCUUUGGGUGGGUGGAAAUGAACAAGUUCCACCACCCGACAUCAAUGAUGCUUUAAAGAAUGAUCUAAAACUUCAUCCCUUUUUUGUGAUCUCUGAAGAAACUGGCAAGUCUAUGGAAGACUUGUCUUUGCAAUCAGUCGAUCCUAGCCAAUAUCUAGAUGGCACACGUGUUUAUAUUCAAGGAUCCAUGUGGGAUGGCUUUGCAAGUGGAAGGGGGGACUUCACUGAUGGCCCCUAUGAAAUCCAAGAUCCUGAAAGCUUCUUUAGGGAUGAUUUUUACAAGUAUGGAUUCAAUCCUGAGGUUGGUUCUGUGGGAAUGCCAGUUGCUGCUACAAUCAGAGCAACGAUGCCUCCAGAAGGGUGGCAAAUUCCAUUUUUUAGGAAGCUUCCCAAUGGUUAUGUAAAAGAAGUUGCAAACCCUAUAUGGGAAUACCAUAAAUAUAUUCCUUAUUCAAAACCAGGCAAGGUUCAUGAUCAGAUCUUGUUGUAUGGGACACCAACAGAUCUUGAUGAUUUUUGUUUGAAGGCUCAGCUUGCAAACUACAUUCAGUAUAGAGCUUUAGUGGAGGGCUAUACUUCUCAUAUGUGGGGAAAACACACUGGUUUCUUAAUUUGGAAGACUCAGAAUCCUUGGACAGGUUUGAGAGGCCAGUUUUAUGAUCAUCUUCUUGACCAGACUGCAGGUUUCUAUGGUUGUCGUUGUGCUGCUGAGCCAAUCCAUGUCCAGCUGAAUCUAGCUACAUAUUUUAUUGAGGUUGUUAAUACCCAGUCGGCAGAACUCUCUGAUGUAGCCAUCGAAGCAUCAGUAUGGGAUCUAUCAGGAACCUGCCCAUAUUAUAAAGUUUUUGACAAACUCUCUGUUCCACCAAAGAAAAUAGUGUCCUUUGGUGAGAUGAAGUAUCCGAAAUCUAAAAAGCCCAAGCCACUCUACUUUCUUCUUCUCAAGCUUUACAAUAUGUCAGAUUACAGCAUUAUAUCUAGGAACUUCUACUGGUUGCAUCUGCCUGGUGGAGAUUACAAGCUGUUGGAGGCAUACAGGAAGAGAAAAGUUCCCCUCAAGAUAACAUCAAGGACUUUUAUUAAAGGAUCCACUUAUGAAAUGGAAAUGCAUGUGAAGAAUACCUCUAAGAAACCAGAUUCUAAAUGCUUUACUUAUAAGAAUAAUUUCAUUACCAGACUGGGUGAUGAUGAUUUUGACAUGGCCUCUCUGGAACCUGUAAACAUUGGAACCAAAGAAAAAGAUGAAGUUGGUUUAUUUCAAAGGAUCUGCAGGCAUUUCUCACGGGAAACUGAUGGUCUCAGGGUUGCUGAAAUUAAUGGUACUGAAGAAGGAGUUGCUUUUUUCCUUCAUUUCUCUGUACAUGCAUCGAAGACAGAGCACAAGGAAGGGGAAGACACAAGAAUUCUUCCUGUUCAUUACUCGGACAACUAUUUUUCACUUGUGCCAGGCGAGGUGAUGCCCAUCAAGAUAUCUUUUGAGGUUCCUCCAGGCGUUACCCCACGGAUAACACUUCACGGCUGGAAUUAUCAUGGAGGGCAUGCUGUUUUCUGAGCUCAGCUCCAGUAGUUACUCUCCAUCGAUCAUUGGCUCCCUUAAUCAAUCUCCUUCGUGGUUAGAAAUUCAGAGGUGGUUUCAUUAAUGUUUAAAUUGAUUCGACUUCUGGGGUCAUAAUUGUGUCAUUUACAAUGCCAAAAACAUCUGCUAGUUAGAUGUUUCUCAUAGUGACACCAAAAUAAAGCAUGCUACCAUUCCAGGCAUCAUUCACACAUUUCUUUUUUUAUUAUUAUUUUAUUUAUUUAUUUUUAUUUCCUGUUGUCUGAUAGUUCCUUAUGUAGCCCAACUUUUUAUUUGUAAACAACUGCGAUGAAGAACUGUAUUUAGCAUUUGAGUUACUUUUCUUGGUUCUGUAAUAUAUCUGAUCAUUUCUGGUUAAA